CCGGGAGCGGCGGGAGAGAAAGUUCGUCGGCGCCUCUUCUUAAUGCACCUGGCCGGGGCUCCCGGGCGUCAACGAAGAGGAGGGCUGUGAAAGCAGUUCAGCGGCCGGGCAGAGGCGUCGGAGGCAGCGGCGGCGAUGCCCGCAAUCCGACUGGCGGCUCGCCUGGGCUCGAAAGGUCCUCCGACUGGAGCACCGCGGGGGCGUGUGGCGAUGGAGUCUCGCCGCUGCCCUUAGCGGCCAGUAGGCGCAAGAUACAGCGGGCAGCCGUCGAUCGUGGACUCCAUGCCCUUUGCCCAGGAGCUGCACCAUGGGGAGUCCCUUCUGGCACCUUGUCUUGCUGGGCUGCUCUGCCGUGGCUGCAGGACUGAGCCGCAUUGCUGGAGCUGGGUCCCACUGUGAGAAGGCAUGCAAUCCUCGGAUGGGAAACCUAGGGUAUGGACGUAAAUUGUGGACAGAUACAAAAUGCGGGGGCAACUCCACAGAGUAUUACUGUUCCUACAACGAGAAUGUAGACCUCAUAUGCACAUGGCCUAAGUGUAGCAAAUGCAAUUCCAUGCAUUCCCAUCAGGCUCACCCACCUUCUGCCAUGGUUGACUCUUCCUUCAAGUUGCCACACACAUGGUGGCAAUCAGCACAGGGGGUACACAGGGAGAAGAUCCAGCUGAACUUGGAAACUGAGUUUUAUUUCACUCAUUUAAUCAUGGUGUUCAAGUCACCAAGACCAGCAGCCAUGGUCUUGGAGAGAUCUCAGGAUUUUGGGAAAACAUGGAAGCCUUACAAAUAUUUCUCCACUAACUGCUCAGCAACCUUUGGGCUGGAUGAUGACAUAAGCAAGAAAGGGGCAAUUUGCACUUCAAGAUACUCUGGUCAUUUUCCCUGCAGUGGAGGAGAGGUUAUAUAUCGAGCUCUGUCACCACUUAAUCCUACUGAUGACCCUUACAGUCCUGAAGCUCAGGCACAGUUGAAGAUCACUAACCUUCGAGUACGGCUGCUUAAGCGACAAUCCUGCCCUUGCUACAGCAAUGACCUGAACACAAAACCUCCGCAGCUAGCCUACUACGCAGUCUAUGAUUUUAUUGUAAAGGGGAGCUGCUUUUGUAAUGGUCAUGCAGAUCAUUGUGGGCCCAUCAAAGGAUUUAGGCCUGUUAAAGCUGCAGGAGUCUUCCAUGUGGUUCACGGAAGAUGCAUGUGCAAACACCAUACUGCAGGAACUCAUUGUCAACAUUGUGCUCCCCUCUACAAUGACCAGCCCUGGAAACCUGCAAAUGGCAAAACCGGAGCCCCAAAUGAAUGCAGAUCCUGUAAGUGCAAUGGGCAUUCUGAUACUUGUCACUUUGACAUGGAAACAUGGCUGGCAUCAGGGAACCGAAGUGGUGGCAUCUGCGAUAAUUGUCAACAUAAUACUGAAGGACGACACUGCCAGCGGUGCAAACCAGGCUACUACCGAGACCUCAGGAAGCCCUUUUCUGCCCCAGAUGCCUGUAAACUAUGCGCCUGUCACCCAGUUGGAUCAACUGCACAUCCCCUUAACAAAGGCAUCUUCUGUGAUCCCAGCAAUGGUGAUUGUCCCUGCAAACCUGGAGUGGCUGGUCCUCAGUGUGAUAGGUGCAUGAUAGGAUACUGGGGCUUUGGAAGUUAUGGCUGCCGACCAUGCGAUUGUGCUGGAAGCUGUGACUCAUCAAGUGGUGACUGCAUCAACAGCAGUGCAGACGUAGACUGGUACUAUGGAAUCGCUGGGUUAUACUCUGCAUAUAACAAGAGUGAGCCAGCAUGGGGCUGGGAAGAUGAACAAGGAUACUCUGCCCUUCGUCAUUCAGGAAAAUGUGAAUGUAAAGACCAAGCUUUACGAAAUUCCAAGAUCUUCUGUGGCAUGAAAUAUACAUAUGUGUUGAAGGCAAAGAUUUUGUCUGCUCAUGAUAAAGGCUCCCAUGCUGAGGUUAAUGUGAAGAUUCAAAAAGUAUUGAAAUCUACAAAGCUUAAGAUUUUCCGAGGAAAACGGAUCCUUUACCCAGAAUCAUGGACUAACAGAGGUUGUACUUGCCCAAUACUUAAUCCUGGUUUGAAAUACCUAGUUGCUGGAUAUGAAGAUGUUCAAGAUGGUAAACUGAUAGUCAAUAUGAAAAGUUUUGUUCAGCGGUGGAAACCAGCUCUGGGGAAAAAAGUCUUGGAGAUUUUAAAAGAAUGUAGCUGAAAAUGCCAAAUAUGGCAUCUUUAUGCAAAGUUAAUAGAAAGAAGAUUUCUAAAUAUGAAAACUGGAAUGUAAGGGAAUAGUGCCAAAUGUGUGUCAAGAUUUACCACCUUUCACCUUGAUUCUAGACACAUUUGUCCUAAUUGUUAGGCCUAUGAAGAAACAGUGUUUGUGAGAGAAACUCCCAUUCAAGAAUUGGGGAUUCCUCCAGCAGCCUCACUUGCAUGUGCAAUUGAAUUCAGAAUGUGUAAUAUAUCCAGCAAUCAGCGAAUGCAGCUGCUCUUCUGGAGUCUCUCCCAUUCCACUUUCCCACCAUUCAUCAGUUCGUUGUGGGAAAGCGUCUUUGUAAACAGAACUUCAUUCAUAGGUCUUCUCUAUAUUGAGCCAACCUGUUCUGCUUGGAAGUAAGGACCACUGAGUCAGAAAACAUGGUUUAUAAUACCUUAAAUUAGGUAUUAAUAGUCAAUAGUGAUUUGGUGACCAGUUUUAUAAGUGCUUUAUUGGCCCAUACUGAGGUAUGUGGGACUUGCACCACUUGAAUUAUUUGAAAGUUAAAACCUCCAUUUUCAUUUCCUGCAAAAGGAUGUGUGUAGACCACUGUUGGACAAAAUGACUAUCAGAGUUUGUUUCAGUGUAAAUCUUCAAGCAAAUCAGUGAAGUCAGUAGAAUAUUACAGGCAUGGACACUACACAUAUAUUAAUGGGAAAACUCCACUGGAAACUUAUGUCCCAUUGAUCUCAGUGUGACUAAAUUCGAUCAGACCCAAGCUGUAAAGCCUAGUUAUGUCAUACCUUUAUCAGUAAAACAAGCCCCAAUCCCUCUGUGUGACAUUCUUUAAAAAUGUUUCAUAGAAUUUUCAUUUCCAGCAGGUAAAGAUGCUGGAUCAAAUUAUCCAGUUAAAACAAUCAAAAUUUGUUAAAGCUAGAGUUUAUUUUCCAGCUUUUAAGUCAGCUUUCAUGAAAAUAGAACUUCUCCUUUCAUCAUAAAUUUGGUUUUAAGGAAAGACUGGUUCCAUUAACACACCUAAGAUGCAUUACACACACUUAAGUAUUUAAUUACAUAAAGCACUUUAACUGUCUGGCCCAUUCCAGUGUGAACAUUCUUAUUCUGGAAAACAGGCUACCUACAAGUGCAGAACCCAUAAGUAUAAUGCACAGAGACCACAAAGAAAAAGAUGGCACAAGAAAAAAUAAUAUUAGCACAGGAGCACUCCAAAAAUGGAUAAAAGAUGUUUCUUUCAUCUGGCACUGGCCACUCCAAAAAGCUAAGUAAUUUUUGAAAAAUGAAAAUAUUUGCACUGAAACCCUAAUUUCAGACUAAUAAUUUAAUUCUGUGGAUAUCAGCUGCGAUGAACUAUAUAAACUACAAAAAUCUUAAAAUUUUGAAAUGUGAUGGAGUUGUUCAUAACUUAUGCUGGACUUAGCCUUUGUUUUAUAGUAUUUAAACUUGAACAGUAAGUUUGUUUUCUUAUGUUUCUACAAGCAAUGCAUACUUAUCCAAACUAGUGUACAUUUAUGGGAUAUAUCAAGAACUAUGCCAUUUUCAUCACUAGAUUGUGCACUUCUGUUAAUAUAUCUUUAAACUAGCACAGAAAUAUGGGGUGUGUGUAUAGAUAUAUAUGAAAAAUAAGGAAGCACUACAAUGUCAUUUAAAACAAACAAGAUGUCACAUUGGUCCAUGGAUUGUAUGUGUAUAGUCUAUUGUGUUCCUGUGGAUUCACAAAAAUGAUGCUGUUUUCAAAUGUUUUUGUAUGUUAUGUACAUAAUAAAUAUACUAUAUUUAAAUUGA
Varanus komodoensis (Komodo dragon) is the source of this 3976-nucleotide messenger RNA. It is a transcript of the gene NTN4, whose product is annotated as netrin 4. Gene Ontology annotation, biological process: basement membrane assembly; cell migration; substrate adhesion-dependent cell spreading. Lineage: Eukaryota; Metazoa; Chordata; Lepidosauria; Squamata; Varanidae. Bases 308 to 2191 code for a protein of 627 amino acids. The transcript is spliced from 10 exons. The record is from RefSeq and is a predicted model, not a curated record. Gene Ontology annotation, molecular function: protein binding. Gene Ontology annotation, cellular component: laminin trimer.